This is a messenger RNA of Cladocopium goreaui, 2005 nucleotides long. The record is from the annotation of a GenBank genome assembly. NCBI's taxonomy places the organism in Eukaryota, Dinophyceae, Suessiales, Symbiodiniaceae.
UUGUUGGAAAUUCGGAGGCGCGCUUGUUAAGACCAUGGGGGGAGCCAGCUCGUUCGUGGCAAUGUUGGCCAUUACCGGUUUUCUCAGUGCAACGUGGACGGCCUCCAGGUUGUCGAGGGCCGUUGGAGUGUCGGACAUUGUGCUGGUCAUUGCGACAGGAGUGCUGUUGGGCCCAGACAUCGGCGGCCUCAUAAGCACCGAGUAUUCUCAGUGCUCGCAUGCCCGGCAUGCGGUGGAAUGCGAAGUCAAGGACCUGUCAGCGCUCAGCAAGCACUUGGCAGAGAUCGAGCACUUGGGCCUUUGCAAUCCAGCAGACUACGAACACGAGCACGACGAACACGCCACGACAACGAACGCGACGCAUGGAACAGGCAACGGAACGAGCGAUGGGAGAAGCUGCACCUGCGAGGAAUCUGGUGGUUCGCAUCAUCGUAGGCUUGCAGGUGGUGGCACCUUCCAUAGCUACCAGGAAUGCCUGGAGAAGACAUGUCACGCAGAGAUUUCCCAUGAGUGCCAGCUGACACCCGACGUUUUUACGCUCAUCGGGCAUGCAGGCGUGGCGCUGAUGAUUUUUGAGAGUGGGAUGCAUUUCGACUUUGAGAAAGCGAAGAAGGUGGGUUUUAGGGCCUGCUGUGUGGCCGUUUUGGGCACCAUUCUACCUCUGGUGGCGGGCACGUUGCUGACCAUGGCCUACCAGAAGCCCUUCUUCCCCAUGGGCGUGGCCGCGGGCACGGCCCUGGCCCCCACCAGUGUGGGCAUUGCCUUGCGACUGCUGGGGGAAGCCGGGGUGUUGAAGGAAGAUUUCGGGCAGGCCAUCAUUACAGCUGCAUUCGUGGACGACAUUUUGUCUCUGGUGCUCUUCAAUGUGCUUUUUUCUCUGGGCGGAGAAUUCGAUGUGGUGCAAGUGGUGGUGAACCCCUGCGUCGGGGUGGUGAUCAUGUUGUUGGCCAUGUAUGCGGCGAUGAAGUUUUGGCCCAGAUUCAUCAAUGGCUAUCUACUGCCCAAGAUUCCGGAGAUUGAGGGUGUCAAGGUGGCACGUAGAGAUGAGGUCCUUUUCCUGUUAAUGUUUCUGCUUUUGUUGGCAUAUGCCAGCAUCACCCACUUCUUGGGCACCCAUUUGUGGGGCUGCUUCAUCGCCGGCAUGUCCUUCGCGUGUUUGCAACCGGCGCACCAUGCACACCACGUGUGGCAACGGCAGACCAAGCGGGUCACAUCUUGGAUGAUCAGGAUCUUUUUUGCGUGCACCGUUGCAUUCUCGAUUCCGAUCUCCAAGCUCCUCUCGGUGGAAGCUCUUUGGAAAGGAUCCAUCAUGGGCAUCGGCCCUUGCAUCCUAACGAAGGUUUUCUGCGCCCUCUUCAUGGGCGAUGCACGUUGGGUCAUCGGCUGGGCCAUGGUGGGGCGCGCCGAGUUUGCGUACCUGAUUGCUCAGAUGGCCGCUGCCUCGAACAUGUUGGAUGAGGAGAUGUUUUCGGUGGUGAUUUGGGCCCUGCUUUGGGCCACCGUCUUUGCACCAUUUGUUUUCCGCUAUGUGCUGAACAGCCACAUCAAGGCCCAGGGCCUGGAGGAUAAACCGCCGAACCGUUCCUUCUUCUUUGGUCCGAGUCGCCCCGGCGUUGGCGUGGAGCGCCUACGCCCGAGAAGGUCACCCUUCCGUUGGACCCCAAGGGUGCCACCCCCGAAGCCUUGGAAAUCAUGGAGGCGGGCGCCGCCAAGGCCGCCAAGGCACCCGACAAGGCACCCGUGGAGCCCUCAGUGGAUGCGGUGGCCACGACAGCUGAGAUCGAGGAUCCGGUGCCCACGAUGAGUCCACAAAGCACUCCGGAGCUCAGCACAGCGUCACCGGAGCAGAACAGUAAGGCCCACUUGUGACGGAAGAUGAUGUGACAAUGAGAAGUGAUGAUAAGUGAUCCAAGAUGUGGAGAACUCACAGUGAGUUCUAGGCUCCCUUUUUUGAACAAAUGAGCUGAGGCUAGCUGGGGAUGGGCCAAAAGAUGCGGUUUCGGAU